Kogia breviceps (pygmy sperm whale) is the source of this 1410-nucleotide messenger RNA. It is a transcript of the gene DFFA, whose product is annotated as DNA fragmentation factor subunit alpha. Gene Ontology annotation, biological process: apoptotic process; apoptotic DNA fragmentation; negative regulation of execution phase of apoptosis. Gene Ontology annotation, molecular function: deoxyribonuclease inhibitor activity. NCBI's taxonomy places the organism in Eukaryota, Metazoa, Chordata, Mammalia, Artiodactyla, Physeteridae. The record is from RefSeq and is a predicted model, not a curated record. Gene Ontology annotation, cellular component: chromatin.
GUAGGUAGGACUCCCGCGCCUAGCCCCACUGACGUCCCCGUGUUGGUUAGGUCAGACCCUGAAGAUGACGGAGGUGGCCGGGGGCCCCAGCGUUCCAGAACCCAGCAAUAUCCGGGCUCUAAAGCAGUGUCUCCUGUGCCGCAACCACAGCCAGGAACAGCACGGCGUGGCGGCCUCCUGCCUCGAGGAGCUGAGGAGCAAGGCUUGUGACAUUCUGGCCAUUGAUAAGUCCCUGGCACCAGUCACCCUGGUCCUGGCAGAGGAUGGCACCAUAGUGGAUGAUGACGAUUACUUCCUGUGUCUUCCUGCCAAUACUAAGUUUGUGGCACUGGCUGGGAAUGAGAAGUGGGCUUACAACAAUUCAGAUGGAGGUACGGCUUGGAUUACUCAAGAGUCCUUUGACGGAGAUGAAACAGACAGCGGGGCAGGGUUGAAGUGGAAGAAUGUGGCCAGGCAGCUGAAAGAAGACCUAUCCAGCGUCAUCCUCCUGUCCGAGGAGGACCUCCAAAUGCUUAUUGAUGUCCCAUGUUCAGAGCUGGCUCAGGAACUCAGCCAAAGUCGUGUCGCAGUCCAGGGGCUCCAGAACACCCUCCAGCAGGUCCUUGACCAGAGAGAGGAAGCCCGUCAGUCCAAGCAGCUCUUGGAGCUUUACCUCCGGGCUUUGGAGAAGGAGGGCAGCAUCCUGUUGAAGCAGCAAGAGUCCAAAGCUGGCCUUGGUGAUGAGAGGGAUGCAGUUGACACGGGUACUGGAGAGAGCUCCUCCGAAAUUGCACUGACGAGCCACAUCCUCACUGUGCUGAAGGAGAAACCCGCCCCAGAGCUGAGUUUGUCUAGUCAAGAUUUGGAGUUGGUUGCCAAGGAGGACCCGAAAGCAUUGGCUGUUGCUUUGACCUGGGACAUAAAGAAGACGGAAGCUGUUCAACAGACCUGUAAUCAGGAGCUUAGCCUGCGCCUCCAGCAGGUACAGAGCUUGUAUUCUCUGAGGAGCAUUUCAGCAAGGAAGAGUUCGCUGCCUGGAGAAGUGCAGAAUCCCAAACAAGCCAGACGAGACCCCACAUAGCUGGCAGCCAGAAACAUGCCAAAGAAAACCUUGGGUUUUGUAUCAGUGUCAGUAAAUACCUUCAGCCUAAUCGUUGUAGCUCCCUACAUACUCCUCUACCCUCUGCCUUCGAGAAUGUUCUCCUGGAACAGGCUGGAAGACAGGCUUCAUGCCCUUUCCAGAAAAGCUGUUCCAGAUCUCCACAUGGGCUCUCCGACCUAUUUUGAACCAUAGAGCUGCACCAGCAAUAUCCCACCUCCUCUAAUUGCAAGUUCUUAUGUUCUCUAACAGUAGUUGUAAAGGGCAGGGAAAAGAAAUUGUCAUAUUUUCAGACCCACUAUUCUUUUUUUUAACUUUUUUUUUCUUCUACA